AUGUUCGAUGAGGUCCUUGGCCUCCACAAUUGUGCCCGAGCAUCGUUGCAACUUCUCCCAAAUGCAACCCAGAUCGAAGUCAGCACUGAAUCCAGAGAACUGCUUACGAUCAACACGCAACGAGUUCUGCAUCAGUACACGAGACUACCAUUUCGCAUGAAAACGGCGCCGUCUAUAUUCAAGAAGAUCAUGGACUCCAUGAUAACCGGUUUCCCAGGCACGGUCGACGAUAUUGUCGUCGUCGGACAACCACCGGAGCAGGUGAAAGAACGCAUGGAAGCACUCGUCAAGCGUAUUCGGUCCACCGGAUUCAAGCUACGCUCUGAAAAGUGCCAGUUUUUCCUGCAUUCCAUCGAAUAUUUGGGUUUCAUCCUCGACGCAACCGGUCGCCGGCCAGACCCACAAAAUAUCCGCGCAAUACUGGAGAUGCCUGAACCAAUGGAUGUCAAAUCACUUCGAUCCUUCUUGGGUCUCGUCACAUAUUACAGAUGUGUCAUGGGAGUGGUCGCCUACCUGCUAAGCAGUCUUCAACAAGUAGAAACGGAUGUUAGCUUCGAAACCCCUGGUGACGCAUUACGACCCAAGCCUACCAAUCACAGUCGCAGCCGAUGCAUCCCAAUUUGGCGUCGGAGCCGUCAUCUCCCACACGUCGGUGUCCUGAUUCUCGUGGUGGUGAUUUGCCUUGAUGCUGCUUUCGCAGCCACUUCGAGAACUUUGGUUGCCUCUUUAGGCGGAGCUAAACGACUGCAUGCCAUCUCCGCUUUGGUCAGUUCAGGUAUUCUGGUUCUGCUGUUCUUGGUUAGCAUGCUUUUCGGAUGGAUCAUAUAUCCGUUCAAACGUUCCUGUACAGUUCUGUGCCCUCAAACAAUUUGGUUGAACAGCUCGACCAAGCCGAAGCGAGUAGCCCUUUGCCAGUUCAGCUGCAGCUGUUGGCGACUCGUAUCGGAUUUCAUGCAUCAGGCGCUUGACAUAUGGGAACAGUGCUUCGUGAAGGCGCGUCAUCACCGAAGUGUUUUAUGGUUUCCCAAUACAGGCUUCUUGAGUUUCUCAACGGACAUACAACAAGCCGCACAAGUGUCGCGCCUUCCAACGCAUGCACUAUCCACGGGAGUAGUGUUUGCCGCAAUGGCUAUUCUCUAUGCGACCACACUUUUAACACAAGUCAAACCUGGCCAAGGUCCAGAAGGUGGAAGCAGUGGCCAAUUCAUAGGUUAUUCCAUGGCCGGAUUGCCCUUGUUCACCCCGGGUCAGACACCAUCCCAUGGAAUGGCUUUACUGAACAAUCCGGAGACCAUGGGUUUGGGUUAUCAUAUGCGAGAGACUUUGCGUGGUAUUAUGUCAGAGCAAUCGUCUCGUCGUAUUUUCUCUUUCACCUUCGUUGAAUUGCUCUAUGGUGUUUGGACUAAUAGUUUGGGUCUGAUCUCCGAUGGGUUUCACAUGCUGUUCGACUCCACCGCACUGGUUGUCGGUCUCUAUGCCGCUGUGGUCUCGCAUUGGAAGCCGACACGAGUAUUCUCCUACGGGUGA
Molecule: messenger RNA, 1527 nt
Organism: Echinostoma caproni
Lineage: Eukaryota; Metazoa; Platyhelminthes; Trematoda; Plagiorchiida; Echinostomatidae
Source: the annotation of a GenBank genome assembly